This is a messenger RNA of Macadamia integrifolia, 3273 nucleotides long. RefSeq lists its product as uncharacterized. NCBI's taxonomy places the organism in Eukaryota, Viridiplantae, Streptophyta, Magnoliopsida, Proteales, Proteaceae. The transcript is spliced from 11 exons. The record is from RefSeq and is a predicted model, not a curated record. Bases 237 to 2810 code for a protein of 857 amino acids.
AAACAAACACAAAUGGAGCAAAUAGCACUAGACAUUGCAGAAAAACACCCUCUUGCCAGCUUUUGGUGGCUCAUUCCCUCCAAAUCGAAGGAAAAAUAACUGCACUCGAAUCACUAGAUCGAUAGGCAGUGAUAUCAUCCAACUGCAUCCUCUCGUUCGAAGCUUUUGAUCCUUUUAAUGGUGAAAUUGUGCUGAAGUCCUAAUUCUGGAUCCGAAGAUACGCCUUGUGAGGGACGAUGAAUUUUCUCUUGCGAACUGCUCAACCUUCAGUUCCUGAGCAACCGGCCGUUCAACAUCCCCCCACAGUUUCACAUUCUGCUUCAAAGGCCGCAACAACUUUGGAGGGUCUUAUUGCUGAAGAUCCGUAUCCAACGUCCACCUCAAAUGAAGAUGGUGAUGUAGAGGAUAAUGGUAUUUCUGGUGAAAGUGGUGGCCUUUCCAGUCGAAGGACAAAGAAUCGAUUUCCUAUCGUUGAAAAUCACUCGGAUGUAUCUGAAAAUGAAGGAUGGAUUACUAUUCCAUACAAGGAACUUCCUGAUAAUUGGACUGAUGCUCCAGAUAUACAUUCACUUCGCUCUUUGGACCGCUCCUUUAUUUUUCCUGGUGAACAGUUUCAUAUCUUAGCAUGCUUCUCAACAGCUAAGUGGGACACAGAAAUUAUAACACCAUUCAGGGUUGCUGCAGCGAUGAGUAAAAAUGACAACAGCCAUGCGAAGCAGCAGAAGGAAAGUACAGGAACUGAAUCCGAUUCUGUCAUUGGAAAAGGGGAAGAAGUGGGGCAGAAUGGUGAUACCCUAUUAACUACAGAAAAGACUGAUUCACAAGGGGAUAUUUCUGCUAGUGAAUGUCUUCUUAGAAUGGAAGACCAAAAAUUACAAACUGAAACAUUAUUGGGAAAAUUUAAAAACUCCCAUUUUUUUGUUAGGAUUGCAGAGACAGAUGAACCACUUUGGUCAAAAAGAAGUACAUCGGAAUCAUCUGAAACAGCAGGAGGGAUGUCAACUGCUACUGAUGCAGGAGCAAGCAAGACCUUAAAAAGGGAUUCUUAUGUAAAUGCAGUUAUUGAUAGAGGGAACUUUGAUGCUAGUGUGUCUGGUGGCUUGGCUAGAGAUACUGUUAGAUGCUGCUCUCUUUCUAAUGGGGACAUAGUGGUGCAUUUUGGAGUCCAUGUUGGAGUUGAUCUUUUGAAAAAUCCCACACUUGAGGUUCUUCAAUUUGAGAAACAUCAGGAUAAAAAUCUAGCUUCUGAUAAUGGGGACCACUUAGUUUACAGAAAUCAGGAGGAUCCCUGUGGGGAGCUGCUAAAAUGGUUGCUUCCUCUGGAUCGUAGUUUUCCUCCAGCUCGUUCACUAACCCCUCCUUUGAGUAAUACUUCAGGCAUUGGUAACACAUCUUAUAAAUCCACCCUUUCUGCCUCAUCUGGCUCCCAACUAUUUUCUUUCAGUCACUUCAGAAGUUACUCUAUGUCAUCGCUUCCUCCAAGUGCUGCUGCACCACUCUCUUCAGUUACAUCCUCCAAUCCUAAACCGACCUUGGACCUAGAAGACUUGGGCCGUUUUUCUCCCCAGAAGUUUAUGAAGACUCAAGAAGCUGGGACUGAAGGGCUUUUAUCUUUUCGUGGUGUAUCACUGGAACCAGAAAGGUUUUCUGUUCAUUGUGGCUUAGAGGGCAUCUACAUACCAGGCAGGAGGUGGAGAAGAAAACUUGAAAUUAUUCAACCAAUAGAAAUCCAUUCUUUUGCGGCUGACUGCAAUACAGAAGACCUCCUGUGUGUCCAGAUAAAGAAUAUUUCUCCAGCUCAUACACCUGAUAUUGUGAUAUUUCUAGAUGCUAUCUCAAUUGUUUUUGAGGAGGCUCCAAAAGGUGGAACACCUCUCUCCGUACCAAUUUCUUGCAUUGAGGCUGGAAAUGACCACAGUUUGCCAAAUCUUGCCCUAAGGAGAGGAGAAGAACACUCAUUUAUUCUCAAACCAGUACCUAUGUGGAAGAAUAAAAAAGUUCAUGGUGAAAAGUUUUUACAGCCAAAACCAGUGCAGGCUGGAAGUGCAGCAUCAAAUAUGCAUCUGCCCUCCAAGGUUGUUGAUGGAAGAAGGAUUUAUUCAAGUGCUGAUCAGUAUGCACUUCUGGUGUCUUGUCGGUGCAAUUACACUGAAUCAAGGCUAUUUUUCAAGAAGCCCACCAGUUGGCGACCUCGUUUGACAAGGGAUCUCAUUAUCUCUGUUGCUUCUGAAAUAUCAGAAAAAAUAUGUGGACCUAAAAGAGGGGUUGAUCAGCUUCCAGUUCAGGUGUUAACUCUUCAGGCUUCAAAUUUAACUUCUGAGGAUCUAACAUUGACAGUUCUUGCCCCAGCAUCAUUCAGUUCACCCCCUACUGUGGUCUCCCUGAAUUCUGCGCCAUCAAGUCCAAGGAGUCCUUUUGUUGGUUUUUCUGAGGUUGGAGGAAGACUAGGGGCUGAUAGACAUGGUAGUGUUGUGCAGAGGCUGAGCUCAACUCCUGUUGUAUCGGAGAAUAAAAAAGUGAGUGCUGCUAAUGGUGCAAGAUCUGUUUCUUUUGAUGAGCAGAGCAUAUCUGAUGUCAUUCCGAGUACAGGGUUGGGUUGUACGCAUUUAUGGUUGCAGAGCAGAGUUCCUCUAGGAUGUGUCCCUUCUCAAUCCACUGCUACUGUCAAGCUUGAGUUGCUCCCAUUGACAGAUGGGAUAGUUACACUUGAUACACUGCAGAUUGAUGUUAAAGAGAAAGGUCUGACUUAUAUACCAGAGCAUUCCCUGAAGAUAAAUGCAACCUCCAGCAUUGCAACAGGGAUCGUAUAGGAUUCAUUGGCAUGUUUUCAUGUUACUCGAGACUUAAAUGUGACAAGAGACCCACAGUUCCUACUGAUCAAGUUGUCAGAGAUUGGUUGUAUUGCUUCUGUCAUGGCAUAAGUGAGCAGCAGUAAGGUAUGUGACUAUUGUUCUGUCAGCAGGAGUAUGGUGGGGGAUUGGAGUUUUACAUUCCUUAAGAAGUAGGAUUUUGAGCUUUGGGAAACAGUUGAUGUGUCUCACUGUUAGUUGGUCCAUUCAUUUUUUAUUUUAAGCCAUUGACUUAGCGGCAGUUUUCUAAAAUUACCAUUCACAGGGAAGUGAGGAUUAGAAUGUACAACACACCAUGUAGAACAGGAAUGUGUGAACAUUCCUUUUGUUUUUCGUUCCUUUGUCUUUAUUCUUUUAGAAUUUUUUUUCUUCCAAAUAAAAGCUAUAUAUUUCUAGAUGCUCUUUGAUUUUGAAGAGAUCAGGA